AUGGCUGCCACCGUCAACGUCGAGAACAUCAGCAUCAAGACCAGCGAGGAUGAGAUCAGAUCCUUCUUCAGCUUCUGCGGAAAGAUCCAGUCGCUCAGCGUGAAGCCUACUGGCGAUGACACGCAGUCAGCUUCCGUUACCUUCGAGAAGGCCGCCGCUGCAAAGACUGCCCUUCUCCUUGACAACACACAGCUAGGCCCAAACUCGGUUCAUGUCACCUCCGCGAAGUCCAUUGACGAACUCGCUGGCGAGAAGGCUGGAUCUGCGGAGGAGGCCAAGGACGGUGACCACCACAUCGAGCAGGAACAGAAGCCACGUGCCCGCAUUUUCGCCGAGUACCUUGCCCAUGGCUAUGUCAUCUCCGACAAGGCCAUCGAGUCUGCCCUCGCAGUAGACAAGCAGAAUGGCUACAGCGCAAAGUUCAUGAAUGCCCUCAACAACUUCGACCAAAAGACCCAGGCGACCCAAAAGGCACAGGCCGUCGACCAGAAGCUCGGUGUCACCAACAAGGCCCUGGCUGCGUUCAACAGCUUGAGCACCUACUUCGACAAGGCUGCCAACACCCCAACUGGGCAGAAACUCCGCGCCUUCUACGAACAGGGCAACAAGACCGUCAUGGACGUUCACCAAGAGGCACGCCACCUCGCAGACCAGAAGAAGGCUCAACAGAGCGGCAAGUCUACGGCUGAGGGGGACAACGCAAAUGUUGUUCCAGGCUCAGGUAGCACCACGGAGAAGGCUGCUGCUCCCUCGACCUAG
Messenger RNA from Plenodomus lingam JN3, 759 nucleotides. RefSeq lists its product as uncharacterized. Gene Ontology annotation, molecular function: RNA binding. Gene Ontology annotation, cellular component: nucleoplasm. NCBI's taxonomy places the organism in Eukaryota, Fungi, Ascomycota, Dothideomycetes, Pleosporales, Leptosphaeriaceae. The record is from RefSeq and is a predicted model, not a curated record.